This is a messenger RNA of Zophobas morio, 2755 nucleotides long. RefSeq names its product mRNA (2'-O-methyladenosine-N(6)-)-methyltransferase (gene Pcif1). Gene Ontology annotation, molecular function: mRNA (2'-O-methyladenosine-N6-)-methyltransferase activity; RNA polymerase II C-terminal domain binding. The record is from RefSeq and is a predicted model, not a curated record. The transcript has 6 exons. Gene Ontology annotation, cellular component: nucleus. The coding region runs from base 253 to 2268 and encodes 671 amino acids. Lineage: Eukaryota; Metazoa; Arthropoda; Insecta; Coleoptera; Tenebrionidae.
GCUCGACAACGGAAUGUUUUUAGCGUUUUUCUCAGUCAGCAAAUGGCGUCUGGGUGGAGGUGUACCAAAAUUUUCUGCGUAAAUCAUGAAUGAAAUGCAUCGCGUAAUAUAAACACGAAUUUAACCCAACCAAACCGUUUAAAAUUUCAGUACCCAGUGAAAGUAAACAAAAUGGACGCGUUAACGAGAGACUAUUAGUGGUCAUUUGACGAAAAAUCCUGGCUCUACAACACCAUAAUACAAACAUAAACAAUGAACGAGGAGAUCGACGUGAAGGGUCCGGAAGGCCGGCCCAUUUGGCCCCCACUGGACAACACGAACGUGAGCCCUAUUCCCCCACAGCACGUCAAUAUGCCCAUCCCCACGACCCCCCAAGGCGCCCCCAUCAACCCCGGCGGCCUAGAGUUCGACCUGCCUUUCGAACUGACCCAGCAAGGUUGGAGGAAAUUUUGGUCGAAAAGGGAAAAUCGCCCGUACUUUUGGAACAAAUUAACGGGAGAGAGCUUAUGGGAAAUGCCUAUGAUUAAGCCCCAGUUCGAUCCGAUCACCGAUCCGUUGGGAAUUUGUGCGCCGCCCCCGAGUCUUCCUUUGCCUACGACCCCGUUGCCUGUGGCCAAACGAAGAGCGUCAGAGGACUUGAAUGGGCCACAGGCAAAAAAAUUUGUUCUUGCAGGGCCUUGGGAUUUGGAUGUGCCAACAAAUGUGAUCAUUUUAGAACGAAGUCCUUGUAGUUACAUGCAUUCACAUCCUGAGGUUGAGGCCUACAGGUGCAGUCUUUUGGCCAAGUUGAGGCAGUGCUAUCAAGAGUUAUGUCACUCUAGAGAGUCUAUAGAUGCCCCGAAGGACUCCUUCAACAGGUGGAUGAUGGAACGCAAGGUUAUUGAUUCAGGGUACGAUCCUUUACUGCCAAGCAAUUGUUAUCCAGAAAUCUCAUUAUCUAUGUAUAAAGAAAUCAUGAACGAUAUCCCUAUUAAAUUAGUUAGACCGAAAUUUACCGGAGAUGCUAGGAAACAAUUAUCUCGGUACGCAGAGGCCGCAAAAAAAAUUAUGGAAUCGAGAAACGCUGAAGCUGAAAGUCGGAAAGUUGUCAAGUGGAAUGUGGACGAAACGUUUCAGUGGCUUAGGAAGACUGUGGGAGCGACGUAUGAUGAUUUUCAAGAUAGACUAGCACAUUUGAAACAACAGUGCCAACCGCAUCUAACAGAAACGGUAAAAUCUUCUGUGGAAGGUAUAUGUUUGAAAAUUUACAAUUUAUCGUGUGAAUAUGCCAAAAAAGUUAGGGAAAAAUCUAAUGCUAUUUUAAAAGAGCAUGGGAUGGAACUCCCGCCCGUCAUACCAAUGACUACGACUAGAAAAGUUUGGUGUUACCCUGUUCAAUUUGUUAUCGGAUGUCCUAGACUGCCAGUUGUUGAAUAUUUGCCCGACAGAGAUCAAGCCUUAUUACGAUUUCAGGGAGACACGCUUGUUAUCAACAGCACGCAUCUCCAAAAAUUAGAACAUUUAUACCGGCAUAGUUGUUUCGACGAUAGAAAAUUCGAGCUUUUUAUUCCCCGAGUGUGGGUAAUGUUGAAGCGUUACGCCACAUACUUAGGUGUAAAUCCAUCAUCGAACAACGCCAAUUCGGACGUCCAUGAAACUCAAGCUUCACUACCUGUAACCGUUUUCGAAUGUUUAAAUCGAACGUUUGGUGUUACUUUCGAAUGUUUCGCCUCCCCUUUAAAUUGUUAUUUUAAACAAUAUUGUUCUGCUUUCGCCGAUUGUGAUUCAUACUUUGGUAGUAGAGGGCCAUUUUUACAGCUGAAAGCUGUUUCUGGCUCUUUCGAGGUUCACCCACCUUACAGCGAAGAGCUAAUGGAAGCCGCGGUCAAUCAUAUGGAAAGAUUGCUCAGUGAAAGUCCGGAACCGUUGAGCUUUGUUGUACUUAUGCCGGAUUACAGGGAACCGACGCCUAACGCUCUUUUACGAAUAGAAGCGAGUCAGUUUAAAAGGAAACAGGUUACGAUACCGGCGUACGAGCACGAGUUUAGGCACGGAUUUCAACAUGUCUUAAAUAGAUCUGAGUUAAACAUUAGGUCUGCUCACGGAACAGUGAUAGUUUGGCUGCAGAACGUGACAGGUCACCAAAGAUGGGAACCAACCGAAGAAAGGGUGCAAUCACUUAUGGAAGCGUUUCGACCAGGUCGAGAGCGAGAACGCGAUCGUCAAGAGCUUUUGAGUCCCACACGACAGGGCAGUACUUCUGAUAAUAAGGACGUUUUGGUCCAGUGAGAUUGUAUAGAAACCCUGACUGCAAUAUUUUUUUGUAUAGUUUAGAAGCAUUUAUAUUUUUUAUAUUCAAAAGAAUUUUAUUUAUAUCUAACUCGUACUUUAUUCAAAUUUAUAUUGUCACUAUUUAUAAUGUAAAUUAUCGAACGUCACUUAUUGUAAAAAGUACCUGAAAAUUUUAUUCACUUAUUCGAUAAUUUUUGAAUUUGAAUCUUUUGAUAUCAAGUUUCCUGGCGAAUUGUAAUAAAUUCAGAUCUUUGUAAAUAUAGACAUGUAGAUUCAAAGGAAACAGUGAUUUUGAUAAGUUUAUAAACAGAUCGCUUUGUACAUCGCUGCAGGUAUAUUUGUUGUGUAAUUUUAUGCUUGUUUUUAUAUUUUAAAUAUUUAAUAGCAGUUCUACAAAAACUUGUACAAUGUAUUGCCAAUAUAGUACAUUUUAAAAUUUGUGAGAUUUGUUCAGCUUAACUCUGUUACAGUGUCUUCUUUUCUC